Ictalurus furcatus (blue catfish) is the source of this 1736-nucleotide messenger RNA. RefSeq lists its product as uncharacterized. Gene Ontology annotation, biological process: response to bacterium. Lineage: Eukaryota; Metazoa; Chordata; Actinopteri; Siluriformes; Ictaluridae. The coding region runs from base 829 to 1578 and encodes 249 amino acids. The transcript has 6 exons. The record is from RefSeq and is a predicted model, not a curated record.
AGAAAGCUAGACGACUCUGACAGCACAACUAAUUAAUAUCCGAUUUUCAGUUUUAUUUGUAUUGCGCUUUGAGACAAUGGACAUUUUCUCAAAGCAGCUUUACAGAAAGAUAUAAACACAGGAUAGAGAUUUUAAGCAUGUGAAUUUAUCCGUAUUGAGCGAGCCGGUGCUGACGGUGGUGAGUGUUCUCACAUGCAACACUAUCGGUUCACUGCUCCAUUCUCAUGAAUGCUGUAGUGUGUGCAGGAGUUACAGAACCUUGUUCUCAUUUUUAAUGACCACGCUGUCUGAUACUGCUCAGGCGUUUUGGUACAAAGCCCCAUGUGAAACUAUGUGAGGUAAUGACCCCAAUGUUGAGAACUUGCUAGAAUAACCAGGAUGUGAUUUAUGCUACAGUCAGUAGGGUUUAUCUUAAACUACUUAAAGUAAACAAAAUGCCAAUAACAAGUAUCAAAACUGCAUUUUUAAAUAGCAUCGUCAAGUACCAUCUGUCACUGGUGGUACACUUCAGAGUCUGUCUUUUAAAUAUCUUUUGCCCCAAAACACUGGCACUGACCUAAAAGCACUUCAUUAAACUUCUUCUAUCAGAGAGGUUCCAGCACACAGGACUGAUAGAGCUCCAGUACAUCAUAUCUGUAAAGUCAUGUGACUCAUCACAGCAUCAGAAUAGACAAGAAUUCACUGUGAGCUUCACAUCUCAUUACAGCUAAUGGACCAAUCAAAUCAGUCCACAGCUUCAAAACAUCCAAUCAGGCGUGAGUCUGGACCUGCUUUUCUACUGAACUCACAAGUUCAUUACCUCACUAUCACUUUGUCUAAACAGGAACGAUGAUCACACUCUUUGUCGCGCUUUACUCUCUUUUUUCUCUCUGCACAGCUGUAAAAACUUCUGACAUCAAGGAGCUUCAUAUGAAAACAGUAAAGCGUGGAGAAGAUGUAACUAUGGAGUGUAGCAUGAGCAAGGGCAAAGACAAAAAUAAUUUAGCUUGGUACAGACAGAGUUUUGGAAAAGUGCCUCAGUAUUUUGUAAGAUAUUACGGGACUAAUAGCUACACAUUUGCAGAGGGAUUUAAACAUAGCCACUUCAGUAUGACUGUAAAUGACCAGAAGUUUGAUCUCAACAUUAUCGGAACGAGAGAAGAUGAUGGAGGAGAAUAUUUAUGUGGAGAAGUGGAGGGAAAUUCAAUAAAGUUCACAUCUGGAACACGUCUGCAAUUUGAAGGUGAAGAGAUGAAACACUGUCCUACACCUGGAACGGUUAACAUCAACACAGAUUCUGUUACAGGGUCCAAUGAGGGUUCGAAGAGCAGUGAUGGAAAAGGAGACAACUUUUGGAUUAUUGUCUUAACGACCUCCAUUAUAAUAUCUCUUAUUGUAAUCGUGUUUCUGCUUGGAGUUUUAUAUAAAAAUCAGAGAAAAGGUGCUUCAUCAAGAAACCAUCAAACUCCCACCAAUCAGGCUGAUGAUGAAGAUGUCUUGAACUAUGCAGCUGUGAGUUUUGCUAAGAAACCUUCAUCCUCCAGAACAUCCAGAGACAAGAGCCAUGAAGACGUUUAUGCACAAGUUAAAAUAAAAUAGAUAAAGACAAAUGACUUCAGACUUGAAACACAACCAAAAUGUAAGUGUUAAUGCUGUUUCCAUGGUGACUCCUAACAUCAUUCAUCUACUGAUUUGCUUCACUUGAUGGAUGAAGCUUUAAAAAAUAUUUCUGAUCAAAAUCCUACAUCCUGCUGUUU